Ectocarpus siliculosus is the source of this 834-nucleotide messenger RNA. The record is from the annotation of a GenBank genome assembly. NCBI's taxonomy places the organism in Eukaryota, Phaeophyceae, Ectocarpales, Ectocarpaceae.
AUGGCCUGGCGAUGUUUCGGCUCUAGCUGCUACAACAGGGGGGGGGCUCCGCAGGUGGUGAUGCCGCACCUGGGCAGCCUCACGGGGGGGCACACCACCCCAGACCUGACGGGGAAGCCUCUGAAGGGGGUGGUGUUCGACCUCAGCCGCCUCGGCGUCAGCUGCCAGGAUAACGACGACCUCGUGGAGCUGCCCAGGAGCUACACGGAGCUGUACGGCCUGGCCAGGAACCCUCACGCUUCGGCGGCGGCGGCGGCGGAGGGGGCUGCGGCAGGGCUUGAGACGGACCCGGCGGUGUGCCUUGUCUUCGGCCAGGUCCUCGCUGCCGGGGAAAAGGGAAUGGGGCACGUGGGAGAGUGCACCCUGCACGCGAGAGAGUGCGGGGCCGGCGUGGGCGCCUCGGCCGGCGUGGGCGCCUCGUUUCUGGUGCAGAGGCGAGUGGAGUCGCCGUGGUUCGGUUUCAGACGCGAACGCACCGGGUACCGAAGACAUGAACAGACCACGGGACCACGCGAUUCUCUCUGCUCAAUCUAUGAUGGGUGUGUGGUGUUGCUCAUCCGAGACAGCAGGGGCGCCUAUUACCCGUCCAUCUACCUCGACGAUCACGGAGAAGAGGACGCACAGCUUCGACACGGCCGCCCGUUGUUCCUGAACAAGCACCGGUAUGACUCCCUGAGGCAGCUGUACCUCCGACACAAAGUAGCCCAGGAGGUUUUGGCCAUCCGCGCCAGCUCGGAUCGGGUCAUCAGGGAGAACUAUAAUACUACUAAGGCAGACCAGGAUAUGGGCGUGAGGGAGCAAACGAAAAAUACAGGAGGAUGGUGUCCCACGUAA